Messenger RNA from Anopheles funestus (African malaria mosquito), 5545 nucleotides. Its product is annotated as irregular chiasm C-roughest protein-like. The transcript has 8 exons. Lineage: Eukaryota; Metazoa; Arthropoda; Insecta; Diptera; Culicidae. Gene Ontology annotation, cellular component: cell-cell junction. Gene Ontology annotation, biological process: cell-cell adhesion. The record is from RefSeq and is a predicted model, not a curated record. Gene Ontology annotation, molecular function: cell adhesion molecule binding. The coding region runs from base 119 to 2938 and encodes 939 amino acids.
GGUACCCUUUCGGCAGCAGUGCGUUACAGGAACGGUUAGGUUUAUUCUGCCACCCGGCCAGGCAUUAGCAGGCACGUACAAUCACCCUCUUAGAUAUCCAAUCCAACCGGCAGCGAGUAUGUUCCGUUCAUUGGCCGUGCGACGAACGACUAUAGUGCGCACCAGCAGAUCUCGGCUAGUGGCCGUGGUGUCUCCCUAUCCGAUCUUUUACCUGUUUCUGUUGCUGCGAGCUGGCAGUGGUGCGAAGCUAUCACCGACGACCAACACCCGACAGGUGGAGCAGCGAUUUGCGAUGGAGCCACAGGACCAGACGGCAAUAGUCGGUUCGAGAGUAACGCUACCCUGUCGGGUAGUCAACAAGUCGGGCCAAUUGCAGUGGACCAAAGAUGACUUCGGGUUAGGUACGCACAGGAAUUUGAGUGGAUUUGAACGCUACACAAUGGUAGGCAGUGAUGAGGAGGGUGACUUCUCCCUGGAUAUCUCGCCGGUAAUGUUGGACGACGACGCCAGAUAUCAAUGUCAAGUAGGACCUGGAAGAGGAGGAACACCCGGAAUUCGAUCGAGAUUUGCCAAGCUUACCGUGUUAGUACCACCGGAAGCACCGAAGAUCGUCCAGGGUGACUUUAUGGUUACGACGGAGGAUCGCGAGAUUGAGCUGGAGUGUGUAUCGGUCGGUGGUAAACCGGCCGCCGAAAUAACCUGGAUCGAUGGGUUGGGCAAUGUCCUAACCAAGGGCAUCGAGUACAUGAAGGAACCGUUGCGCGAUGCGCGUCGCUUCACCGCCAAAUCGAUACUGAAGCUUACACCGAAGAAGGAACACCACAACACCACAUUCACCUGUCAGGCACAGAAUACAGCCGAUCGGACGUACCGUUCGGUGCGGUUGAAGCUGGAGGUGAAGUAUGCGCCGAAGGUGAAAAUAGCUGUGAUAGGCGGUGCACUCAACGGGGGCCGUAUACUCGAAGGUACGGAGGUACGGUUGUCCUGCCGUGCCGAUGCUAACCCACCAGAUGUAACCUUCCGUUGGUAUGUUGGUGAAGAGCUGUCCGAAGCUAACCAUGCAUCAGAAUUGCUCAUUGCCAACAUUUCGCGACGAUAUCAUGGCACUACCGUCAGGUGCGAGGUGCGUAACGCAGUCGGCAAAAGUGAGGAGAGCGUAACGCUAGAUAUUAGCUACGGACCCAGCUUUCGCGUUCUGCCACAGUCGGUCGAAGCCGAUCAAGAUGCUACCGUAACGCUCAGCUGUGAUAUCGAUGGUAACCCACCGCCGGAUGUACUCUGGAUACACGAACCUGCCGAUCAGGUUGUAUCGAGCGCUAGUAACGUAACGCUUGUCGUUACAUCCGCCACAGCCGGUCGCUACUAUUGCAAAGCGAGCGUUCAAGGAUUCGCCGAGAUAGAAGCAGAAGCGACCGUCUAUCUCCGUGGGCCACCAGAGAUUAACUCACCGCGUGAACAGUACGGUGCCGUUCAUGACAGUGCCCAGCUCGAGUGUGUUGCACUCUCGAUUCCAAAGCCCCGUCAUGUACUGUGGUCGUUCAACGGGCGUGAGAUUAACGUCAGCGCUGAACCGAGCGCUGCCGAGUACCGGGCACUGGACAGUCCCAUCCCGAACGGUGUCCGAUCUACGCUUAUCAUUCACCACUGUCAACGGGAACAUUUUGGACGUUACAACUGUACUGUCAUUAAUGAUUACGGUAUUGACUUUCUGGAAAUUGACUUCGUCUCCAAAGAACAAAAUUUGUUACCAGUUAUCGUUUUGGGCUCUCUUGGAGGGAUCACAUUUUUAAUCAUUGUCAUUGUAAUAGGCAUAUGUUUGUGCAGCCGUCGUAAUAAGAAGAAGCAUCUUCCUCCUGCUGAUGUCAUACCGAAGUAUGAUGUGCCGGGUAAGGAUUGUGGUGAGCAUGGAGGUACGACGGUUAGUACCGAGCAUAAAAUAGACCGUAUCGACGACAUGCUGGAUGGGGAGCAUCCGCGUGAUACCAUCACGACAAACAUUGCACUGAACGUGCGCUCGGCAGCUGCGCCACAAACCGGUCCCGGUGCCAUCAGUUCGUCGCUGACAGCGCUCAAGGGUGAUACAACCACCGACUACAGCCGCUACUCCGGUGACUUUUCCGACUCGUUGAGUCACCUCCAGUGUCAGAAGGCUACCGGGCCGGGCGGGGGAGUUGGUAGCGGCAACAACAACGGAUACGUCCCGUACGUAAACUAUGCCCGUGACUAUAGCCCGCCGACGCAACAUCUGAUGCAGUUUAAGGCGAGCAGCAGUAGCAACAGCAUUGGCAACACGCUCACCGGGAAACCACCGGCCAAGCCACCGAACGGUCAGCUACCGACCGGCACGAUGACACUGUCGCGUAAGCGUACCCCCGCACCGGAUCUUACCCGACCGGCCGAAACCGGACUGCCCAGCAUCCAGAGCAGCGUGUCCUCCAUCCCGAACGGAUUAAUGAAUCAUCCCAUGCUCGGUUGUCACAUCGGGCUGGAUACGAGAUUCGGUGCCAACUACGGUACACUGCACGGACGCGGCAGCAGCAGCCCAAUGCAACUACCACCACCGGCGACGGCAAAUCCUGCGGCGACUCCAGCGCCACCACCGUACAGUGCAACGCGCAACCAGAACUGUCUGCUCGGGCUGGGACUUCCACCGGCACCAGGUGGCACAUCGUGCAGUUUGGCCAGCAGCGCUAACAACUCGACCAUGCUGGCGACCGGUUCCAGCAGUCCGAGCUCAACCCAGUCCGGUUCACUAUCGCUCGCCAGCUCGCAACUCUCGCAAGCACCAUCCAUACCGGGUACGGGAGCGAUCAUCGCUUCAGGGCAACCGCAGGCUCAGCAGCAGCAACAGCAGCAGCAACCGAACAGCCCCCCAGGACAGUUUAUUCUUCCUUCCAGCAACACCAUCAAACCAGGCGUGCUGGCGACACACGUGUAAUGCGUACAUCUGCGCAAGGUGUGUACAUCGGCCAGAUGCAAUGCGGUCGCUUCGAUACUUGUCAAUUCAGUUUUAACACAACCCAUUCUCCUGAUAGUAGGGUAGCUAAUCCUCGUAUAAACUAAGAACUGAGCUUUACUUACUGAUCAACACCUCAUCGAAUGGAGAGUCACGCGCGAUGACGGCAAUGACUCCCCAUUUUGCCAGGACAUACGAGCGUGCAAGUGUACAAUCUUCUGCAAGAGGCAACUCUGAAGAUACUGGAUACCGAAUACUGCAUCGGCUCAUUAGAGUUCUGAUUUUAACUCCACACUCCAGUAUCGAGUUCACGCUCGAUAUCCGUCAGUAGUUCUUGUCCCUUCAUCGCGAGACUCACAACUCGAUAGCAGAGACUCAAACAUUCGACCGUAAACAUUUCUAAUCUCGUGCAACCCAACACAUAUCCAAAAAAACGCUGAUAAGAUUAUAGCCUGAUCUACGUGAAUGCAAAAAGGUAACAAAAAAAAAGAAAGUAAAAAAAACAUUCUAGCAUUAAUUAACCGCGCCACCGGUCGGUACGGUCGGUACGGAAUUGUUAAUAUAUAGUCAAUACUAUACUAUAUCGUUAUCAUAAGCGCUUGAGCUAAAAGGUAAGAUUCUAUCGUGCUAGUGUAAUGUCGAUAAUUGCCAUCGCUUUCGGUUCGGUUCCGUUUUCCAUUCGCAUCCUGCCCACCCCCCCGGGGGGGUGGGGACUAUCGCACACAUACACAUCAAACCACCUGACUAAAGCACGAAUAAGUGUGGCCUUGUUCGAUGUUGUCCGCCUCCAUACGUUCGUGCAAAACGUUGCAAAUGCCCAUUCUUCAAGGAAGUAUUCAAGCUCUUGGCACCGUUAAUGCUGUUUUUUUGUUGUUGUGUUGUAAAGAUUUUACCCAAAAAAAAAAAAUUAAAAAAAACGUACAGAAAUCCGGUUACGGUUUUCCAACUUCGAACCACUAACUGCUCAACCGUGCACUGCUGUACGCUUGUACCAUGUACCGUUCGCUAAAAAGGUUAGCUUUAUAGAUUUACAAUCAAACAAAAGGUUGUUUGGGCCGCGAACCCGGUGGCCAGCUGUAGUUGUCGGUUUGGAUGGAAUCCACUUCCAGUAGCAGCCUAACUCCUGUGCCACAUCUCAUAUCAAGUCUCAUAUCAUAACUCCCAUUUUGAACAAAAAAAAGUGUAUUACCGUGAAGUUAAAACCAUUGGCCGCCAUCUUGUUUGCGAAAAUAUAUGUCACUCCCGAACGGUGAUGACUUGUGUAUGAGUGUGAACGAAAAAAAAAAUGCAAAAGAAAGAAGAAGAUAAAAAAAAGAACACUCGUAAGUAUAUCCGGCUUUAAGGAUGCAACUUGUUGUACCAUAUCUUGACAUAGGAACCAACUAAAAAAAACAAAACAUCGAAAUUUUAGUUGUUUUAGACAACAAUUUUCCAAGAAACUUUUAAUAUUUCAUUUUUUUUAUUGAGCGCUUAGAUUGAGCGCUAAGAUGCAGCCGGAAACAUUUCCACAGUUAAGCAUUGAAGGUGAUAGAUCAAUGACAAACCAUGCACAAACGUUUUAUUAGAAAAGUUCAUUCUUGAAAGGAAAAAGGCCAUCUAGUCAGAUUACCCAACAAAAAAUAUCAAUCAAUAUCCCUUUUGUCGAUUUUGAUUUUUUUUCUCCUUCUUUUGAAGUGAAUAAUUAUCCUAGAAAAUCUAACAAACCAGCAAAAAACCUAAUGGCCGACUACGAAUAACAACGACAAAAUGGGCGUUGCAAAACUUCAGCGAUAAAUUUGAACAUAUUUCUCGUGCAACGAACUUUAUUCGAAAGGAACUUUCACUUUAAAAAGAACCGGUGGCAGCCAUUUUAAAACUGAACACAAACUAGCAAAAUACACUUUUCGGCACUAGCAAAAGCAACGAAAGCAUCCAAAAAAUGAGCUGGUGUCCGAUGAAGUUUGGCCUGUUUGUUACGAAAAACAAAAGCUUCAGUACAAGCGCUAGUAAGGAACGGCCAUUUUCCAACGAUUAAAGUGUCUGCCUGUGAGACUGUGCAACACUGUCCAACACAGUCCAUACUUAACACCUGAAAUGUGUUCCCCUUCCCCUUUGUCAAACCGAUCACAUCCACUGGAAAUGGUGGAGUGUACAACUGCUGAGUGUAUUUUGAUAGUGAAAGUAAAAACAAAGCAAACAAAAUAAUCAGUAAAAAACCAAAUCAUCCAUUUUUAAAAUCACCGCCAUUUAUUCUACCCUGCCCUUUUCUCUCACGUUCUCUUACAUCGCGCCUAAUACACUUUACUAAACAUUAAAAAAAAAAACAACAACAACUUUAUCCCAUCCCAUGCUGAUUCAUUAUUAGGGAGAAGAAACAAAAAAAGAAAACAAAAAGAAAGGUUGUCCAAAUGAAUGUUUUGGUCAGCAGUGAAAUAAGCUAAAAGAGAUAGAUAGAAAGAAAGGAAGAGAGAAACAAAAAGAGAGAAAAAGAUAUAUAGAAAUACAGACAGAAAAAGAGAGAAAGAGAGAAAAUAAAUUAAUAAAAAAACAGAUACAAAAAAAAACAUACAAAAUCCCAUUUACUGUAUAAGCGAAUGUCUAGAUAACGAA